Molecule: messenger RNA, 201 nt
Organism: Purpureocillium takamizusanense
Lineage: Eukaryota; Fungi; Ascomycota; Sordariomycetes; Hypocreales; Ophiocordycipitaceae
Exons: 2
Coding region: 1-201 (66 amino acids)
Source: RefSeq, a predicted model, not a curated record
AUGGAUGUUCCUUUGCCCGAAUUGGUGGGGCCUGGACACGACCGGUACGUACCGGACCUGCGGCCCUCGUUGGAGACGAAAAAGUCUUGGACCAGCCUGCCAUUGGAAAUUUCUCCCAUCUCCAUCCACGCACACGCGCGCUUUCACGAGCUCUCACUGCACGUGGAACGCACGUUCCGUGCGGUCGCUAUGAUUUUAUAA